Messenger RNA from Mirounga angustirostris (Northern elephant seal), 4142 nucleotides. RefSeq names its product STN1 subunit of CST complex (gene STN1). The record is from RefSeq and is a predicted model, not a curated record. Bases 383 to 1420 code for a protein of 345 amino acids. NCBI's taxonomy places the organism in Eukaryota, Metazoa, Chordata, Mammalia, Carnivora, Phocidae. Gene Ontology annotation, molecular function: single-stranded telomeric DNA binding. Gene Ontology annotation, biological process: telomere capping. The transcript is spliced from 10 exons. Gene Ontology annotation, cellular component: CST complex.
GGGCCCCGCGCGCUGGCGCCGGGCGGGGCCGUGGCGCCCGCGGCCUGUGAGCGCCCGGAAGGGCCGAGCCUGCGCGCUCCUGGCGGCCGCGGGCUGGCGGCGGGGGCGCGGCGGGAGGGGCUUCGAGCGGGCCGGCUUUUCGUUUCCGUGUUCCUCCUUUUCUCAGGCUCAUCCCCAGACCGGAAGGUGCGGGGCCGAGCGACGCACAGACCCACCCGCUCUGACCCCCUGGUGUUUGGCCGCGAGGGCGCCCCUUCCUCUCCGGACCCCGCCCAUCAGAGCGGUUUCAGGGUGCGCCUGUAGGGACGUAGCUCCCCCAGAUCCUUGACUCAGUGACGCAGAGCCUUUCAGGGCUGGCUGCAGGCCAAACCCCAGCCUCCCGAUGCAGCCUGAAUCCAGCCAGUGUGAAGAGGAGACCCCUUCCCUCUUGUGGGGUUUGGAUCCUGUGUUUCUAGCCUUUGCAAAACUCUACAUCGGGGAUAUCCUGGACUUGAAGGAGUCCCGCCAGAUACCAGGUGUAUUUUUUUACAAUGGGCACCCAAUAAAGCAGGUAGAGAUCCUGGGAACUGUAAUUGGAAGGAAAGAAAAAGAUGCUUUCUACAGUUACGGAGUAGAUGACAGCACUGGAGUUAUAAAUUGCAUCUGCUGGAAAAAGUCGAACAAUACCGAGUCUUCAUCAGCAACUACAGCUGCUGCAGCUCUAGGGGAGCUGAACUUAACCUCACAGCUUAAGAAGCUGCAAGACACCAUUGAGCAGAAGACAAAGAUAGAAAUUGGGGACAUUAUCCAGAUCAGAGGUUAUGUCCACAUGUACAGAGAGGAACGAGAGAUUCGUGUCACCACUUAUUAUAAAGUAGAAGAUCCUGUGUGUAACAUUCAAAUCGCGAGGAUGCUUGAGCUGCCCAGUAUCUACAGGAAAGUUUAUGACCAGCCUUUCUGCAGUCCAGCCCUAGAGCAAGAAAGCAGCGAUCCAGGUACCCUGGACCUUGCCAAUCUCACGUGUUUGCUGAGUGAAAGAGCCAAAGAAUUCCUCGUGGAGAACAAAGUGCAAACCUUUUACCAGCAGGAAUUGGAAAUUGUGGAAUCUCUGCUGUCCCUUGCCAAUCAGCCUGUGAUUCACAGCGCCGGCUCUGAGCAGGGGGAUUCUAAGAAGGACACCACUUCCAAGGCAAUUCAUAGUAUAUUUAAGAAUGCAAUACAGCUGCUUCAGGAAAAAGGAUUUGUUUUCCAGAAAGAUGAUGGUUUUGAUAAGCUAUACUAUGUAACCAGAGAAGACAAAGAACUGCACAGAAAGAUCCACCAUAUCAUUCAAGAAGACUGCCAGAAACCAAAUCUGUGCCAGGACACUGGCCGAGAGAAAGCCAAGUGGAAAGAAGUCUAUUCAGUGAUGAGGAACCCAAGAUGUGGUGCCAACGAUUGAAACCAAGCAAACUUGUAAUUUUCCGUCGGGGAAAGCGUCCACACUUUCUUAAUAGUGUGGUUUCCCCUCUACAAGUGGCCGCUACAGCAGUUCCCCAGAGAAGCAUCUCAUUGUUUCCUGACUAGAUUAAUGUGAAGCAUAUGGGCAGACUCCGAAUGACCGGGAUGAGGCUUGCUUGGGAAGCCAGCAGCAGGCGCCGGGAGGAGAGUGGGACCAUCCCAAAGGGAAACGGUGCCCAUGGAUGAAGAACCUUGCAAUCGAGUUCAUAUUCGCAUGACAGUCUCCUCUAAAUGCAAGCCUGAACUCCCACACAAGUGAGUUUUUAUAUAGUGCAGGAUUUAGUUUUAAAUACAGCCUAUUUUUAUUGAACUCCUAUUAAAUAAACCCAGACAGAUAAGUCACAGCACAAGGCUGUGUUCACAAGAACUCUAAAUCAGACCCCAAAUUCCUGAAGAGACCGAAGUCUUUCCGUGUGUGUCAAAUUAAAGUGCUAGGUUUUCAUCUUGGGACAUAAAGAGAGGAAUUUUGAAGACCACAUAAUAGCUUUUUCUUUUAGAUAGUAAAGUAGCAUGUCAUUAACUCAGACUGAUUUGGUGAAAGGUUUAUGUAAAUUAGUGAAAAAUCUGGAAAUAGUGCUAUGUUAUUACUUUAAGUCUAUGCAGUGUUCCGUGUGACAUCUGAAUUACUAUGAGGGAACAGGAUGGCUGCUCUUAGAAAACCUGUUUUAAUGAAUAAGAAUUAUUUUAAUUAUGUAUCAUUUAAUUAUUAUGUGGUAUGUGCUGUUCAAUAUUAAUAGGUGAUUUUAAAGUACUUGAGCUUUGAGAACAUGUCCACACAAAAAAUUCUAUGUCACUGUUGACAACACUCAUUCCUAAUAACCAAAAAGUGAAAACAACCCAAAUGUCCAUGAAGGGAUGAAUAGAUAAGCAAAUGUGCAUCCAUACGAUGGAAUAUUGUUCAGCCACACAAAGGAAUGGAAUACUGAUACAUACUCCACGGAUGAACCUUGAAAACGUUAUGCUAAGUGAAAGAUGCCAGAUACAAGAGGCCACAUACUGUAUGAUUCCAUUUAUAUGGAGUGUCUAGAAUAGGCACAGCCAUAGAGAAAAAAAUAGAUAGUGGUUGCCAGGGCAUGAGGGAAGGAGGGGAUUGGAUAGGACAGGGUUUCCUUUUGGGCUGAUGGAAUUGUUCUGGAAUUAGUGGUGAUGUUUGCACAACUGCGAAUAUACUCCAAACCCCUGAACUGUGAGCUGGCUUGGGGUUCCUGGUGGAAUGGUGCCUGAGUUCCAAGGGCAGGCAUCCCAAGAGAGAGCACAACCUUCACAACCUUCACGGAAGCCGUAUGGCCAUUCUGAGCAUAGCCCCAGAAGCCGCAGUGUCACUCCCAUGGUGUUCUUAUUGCCAAAGCUGUCAAAGGCCCACCCAGUUUCCAGAGGAGUGAAUAAGCCACCUCCUGAUGGGGAGUAACAAGAUUCUAGAAGGGCAUGUAAAACCAGGAAUAUUGUCCUGGGCAUUUUUGGAAAGCACAAUCUCUCACAGACACGUUUCAGCUUUUAUACACAUAUAGCCUCAUUCAUUUUUUUUAAGAUUUUAUUUCUUUGACAGUGAGAGAGAGCACAAGCAGGGGGCGCGGCAGGCAGAGGGAGGGGGAGAAGCAGACUCCCCGCUGAGCAGGGAGUCUGAUGCGGGGCUCCAUCCCAGGACUCCGGGAUCAUGACCUGAGCCGAAGGCAAGAUGCCUAACCAACUGAGCCACCCAGGAGCCCCUAGCCUCAUUCUUUAAAAAAAAACAAGAAAAAAAAAUUUUUUUUUUUUUUGCUUAUCAGUAAGUACAAAGAAUGGGGGGAAAUGGUCUACCACUUCCCAGGUAGUCUCUUUUUUUUUAGAUUAUAUGCAUAUUUUUAGAAAAAUAACCAUGUUAAUAUUUUGCUUAUCUUUCCAGAAAAAAAUAUAUCAGCAUUUUAUAUGUAUCCUGGUUUUUCUAUUUAUUUCUGUAUAUUCAAGGUUUCUUUCUACUUUAGCGUGCAAGAUUGACCACAUUCUUUUAUUUAUUUUUCAGUUGUAAAAAAAAAAAUCAGUUGCAUUUCUGUAUACUAACAAGCUGUUUUAAAAUGCAGCUAAGAAAACAAACUCAUUUAAAAUAGCAUCAGAAACAAUAAAAUACGUAGGAAUAAAUUUAAACAGGAAGGUAAAAGAUCUGUACACUGAAAUGUAUAAGACAUGGAUCAAAGGAAUUCGAGUGGGCACAAAGAAAUGGAAAGAUAUUCCAUGUUCAGGGAUUAGAAGCAUUAAUACUGUUAAAAUGCCUCUACCACCCAAAGCAAUCUUUAUCAAAAUUCCAAUGACCUGCUUUACAGAAAUAGAAAAACCAAUCAUAAAAUUUGUAUGGGACCACAAAAGACCCCAGACAGCCAAAGCAGUCUUGAAAAAGAAGAACAAAGUCACAGGCAUCACAUUUCCUGAUUUUAACCUGCAAGUGGCCCUUGAACAACACAGAGGUUAGGGGUCCUAAUGCCCCGUGCAGUCAAAAUUCAGGUGGAAGUUCGGGCUCCCCCGAAAUGUAACUACUAAUAGCCUACUGUUGACUGGAAGCCCUACCAAUAACAUAAAGUCAAUUAACACAUAUGUUGUGUGUUAUAUAUAUUAUAUAUGGUAUUCUUUUUUUUAAUUUUCAUUUUUAAUUUUCAUUUUUUAAAGAUUUUAUUUAUUUAUUUGAGAGAAUG